AUGUGGGACACUGCAUACUUGAAAAAAGUGACUCUGGUUUCGUUUUUCUUUCUUGCGGUUGAAUAUAUGGAAUAUUUUUCCAUAAAAAAGGGACAUAAAUAUGAACACACAAGUGCCUUUGAGCAACACAAAUCCUCUACUUUAAGUACCCACUUGAGUGUAAAUCCGAAUCAAAAAAAUUUUUUUUACGAUUUUUUAAAAGUGUUCUCAAUACACAGAGAAAUUAGUGGUAUACCUGAUAGUUAUUCUUAUGAUAUACCACUAAGUGCAAGUGGCAUCAUAAAAACGCAUAAAAAUAAAGCUGAUAAAAUAAACAAACAUAAAGAAAAUAACCUUCCUAUGAACAACAAUAAAGUGCACUUUCCUGAAAAAAAAAAAAAAAGUUGUUCUAAAUCAUUCACAUCAUCCCUAAUCGGUGCAAAGAACAACAACUAUUCACAUAUUGAUGAGGACGAUUUUUAUGAAAAUGAAAAGGAGAAAAAUUCAUCUCCCCUCAAUGGAAAAUUUACCAAACGCAUUAAUGUGCUUCUUUUUAAAUUACUUGAUGAAUGCACACAAUUGAAAUCAAAAUUGAUACACAUAUUUGAAUUUUUUCUCACCAAAAUAAAAACAUUGAAAAUAAAUUCAUUUCACUCCAUAAGCAUACCAAAUAAUGGUGCACAUACAUUUAUUAAUGAAAAUAAAUUUUAUAACAAUUCUUUGUAUGAUCCUUAUGUACCUUCUCAAAAUGAAUACAUAAUUAUUCAUGAAGAAUUGUUGCCUUUUCAUUAUAUUAACUCUGAACAUGUCGAAGUAAUCAAUCAUGAGAAUGUCUCAAAUGGUAGUGUUACUUCUGAGAAUUCAGAAAAAUGCGAAAAUAUUAUUUCCAAGUUUGACCAUUUAGGGCGAGGGACAAUGGAAUGGUCAACCAAAAUGAUAGGCAGAAGGUUAUCAGACAAAGCGCACUUAAUAAAAGAUGGGGGUAACGGCCGUGGUGAUAGAGAUAAAGAUAAAGAUAAAAAAGGAGAUGACGAUUCCUAUAAAGAUUACUCCAGAACAAAUGGAUUCUUAAUGUUCUAUGAUGAUGAUGAAGAUCAAGGUAAGAAAAAGAAAAGAAGUUGCAGGAUAUUAUCAACAGAAUGUACAUUAAAAAUUGUAGGAGAAAUAGAAAACGAUGAAGGAAAAAAAAAAUUUUGUAAACUUUGCAGGAAAUUAGCAGAAGAGUCUCCAAAAUCUGAGAGCAACGAUAAUAAUAAUGAAGGCGAAAAAAAAGAUGAAAUAAAUGAAGGGGAGAAAAAAACAGAUGGUAAAGAUAGCAAUGGUAAACAGAUGAUACAGUGUAGGAUUUUGCUAGAAGAUAGUGAGCAUCAAUUUUUCUCAUUUAAUCACUCAGAUAGUAAAAAAGGAAGUAUAUGGGAUGAACAAAAUGGUGGAAAUGGAACUAACAGUAGAAAAAUUAGGAUCCUUUCUGAAGAAAAUUCUCCAUAUGACUCAGAUGGAGAAAAAAAUGAGGGUGGAGAUGGAAAGAAGGGUGAUAAGGGUGAUAGGGGAAAUGAUUCUGAUAGUAGAAAUCUUAGGAUGCUGUCUGAAGGAGACUCACCAUAUGACUCAGAUGGAGAAAAAAAUAAGGGUACAGAUGGAGAUGGAAAGAAGGGUGAUAAGGGUGAUAGGGGAAAUGAUUCUGAUAGUAGAAAUCUUAGGAUGCUGUCUGAAGGAGACUCACCAUAUGACUCAGAUGGAGAAAAAAAUGAGGGUGGAGAUGGAAAGAAGGGUGAUAAGGGUGAUAGGGGAAAUGAUUCUGAUAGUAGAAAUCUUAGGAUGCUGUCUGAAGGAGACUCACCAUAUGACUCAGAUGGAGAAAAAAAUGAGGGUGGAGAUGGAAAGAAGGGUGAUAAGGGUGAUAGGGGAAAUGAUUCUGAUAGUAGAAAUCUUAGGAUGCUGUCUGAAGGAGACUCACCAUAUGACUCAGAUGGAGAAAAAAAUGAGGGUGGAGCUGGAAAUAAAGGUAAUAACAACGAUAAUGGAAAUGAUGGAAAGGGUGGAAAUGGAUCUAAUAGUAGGAUUAUUAGGGUUUUAUCUGAACAAGGUUCACAAAAUGAUAAUUUUAAUAACCAUGGCCUUUUUCCAGGAAAUGUAAUGAGUAAAGGUGGUGGUGGUGGUAAUGGUGGAAAUGGUGGAAAUGGUGGAAAUGGUGGAAAUGGUGGCAAUAAUGAAGGAAAUGGUUCUCAUGGUAGACAUUUUAGGAUUUUAGGAGUGGUAGGUUUACCAUCAGACGAUACUCGCUACGACUCAGAUGAUGGAAUGGGAAACGGAGGGAAUCAAGUUGAUAAUAAUGGUGGAAAUAAUGGAGGAAAUGGUUCUAAUGGUAGACAUAUCAGGGUUUUAUCAGAAGGCGAUAUACCGAAUGAGGAUGAAAAGAAUGAAAAUUAUAACCCACCAGAUGGAUAUAUUAGACCAUAUAUAUGUGCUACAGGAGGAGAUAGAACUAGUGGACAUCAUUUGGGUAAUAAAAAUGGCAGAUGUUUAUCAGAGGACAAUUCUGCACCUACAGGUAAAUUUCUUAACAACAGAGUGGAAAAUAAGGAAAAAUUAAAUCUGAAUAUAAUAACAGGGAAGAAUAUGAAUAGUAAAAAGGAUAUAACAUAUACUAGAGAUAUUAAAAAAGAAAUAGUGGGUGAUUCAGAAGAAGAAAAGGAAGAAAGGAGCCAAAUGCCACGAGACAAGGUUAACAAAUCAAUGGAACAUAAAAAAUAUGAAAUUGAUGAGGAAGAAGAGGAGGAAGUAGAAGAAGAAGAGGAAGAGGAAGAAAGAGGAAAACACAGAACAAAUGAAAUUCAUAAGCCUAAGUUUUAUCCUCAUGACAUAAGUGAAACGCUGGAAUCGAUAAAUAACAUUUUUGAGGGUUCCGAUAACUCAGGUUUGGGAAGAAAAGGUGAAAAAAAGAAUGGUCUAGUUUUGGGUUCUAUGCACGAUUUGGGUCAUUCCCCAAAACUUUCCAACUCUGUCAACUUAAUCAAUUUGUCAAAUUCAACAAUUCCCGUAGAUUACCCUCAUUACAAUUAUCUGUUCAUGGAAAGUACAUAUAUAUACAGGAAAGGAAAUUACUAUUUUAUUAACCCUGGCCCAUUUAAUAUAAUAAAAAUGAAGCAUCCAGAAGGGGUGCACCCUCAUAAAGGCAGCUAUGAUUAUGUGAAUUGUUAUUCUAGCUCAUUUAACAGCAAAUACAAUAUAAAAGGGAAUAUGGAAUAUGCAAGUAGGAAAAUAAAACAGAUAGAGGAGUUCGUACCAGGUUCCUUAACUGGUUUUAAAAGUAAUGAUGGAUAUCAAAGAUUACUUAUGCCGUCAUUUAUACCAGAUGACACAUUUUUGCAUUGUGCAUUUGUAAGUGAAAUGAGUUAUGGAAUAAUGGAUGGGAAAGAUCGAAUUGAUAGAAACGAAUCUUACCCUUUGAAAAUUUAUUUGAAGAAAAAUUUAAACAAGACAAAAGGAUGUUCCUUUCAAAUAAAUGAAGGAAACACAUUUUACAAAGAAUAUGCACAGAGAGAGUCGUUUUUAAGUAAUAAAAUAAUUCUAAGUGACAAAAACAGAAUGAACGAAUGUGUCAUACAAGCGUCAAAUGAAAUUGUGGGAUUUCAAUGUGGACCACCAUACAUGACACAUAAAAAAGAAAACAACUUUAUGAAUAAUUAUAAUCGUACUUAUGAAAAAAAUGAAAAUAAUAUGAUAAAUCAAGAAUUUUCUAAAGGAGAAUUUUUCCAAACGGAUCCUCCAAACUGCUUUGAAUAUGUGAAUGAAAAUCAGAACGUCAAUGACAUUUUACCUGGCAGCUUUCCAUUUCCUAGUUCUAGCACUUUGGAUAGACAAAUUCCAACACAUCAUACCAGGUAUAUUAAAUUAGAUAAAUCUAGUGAAAAUAAAAUUAUUUCAUGUUAUUGUAAUUAUUAUAAGGAGAAUAAUAUUGUGUUCUCUGGUAAGAUAGUAAUAAAAGUACAACCAAGUCAGCAAAAGCUUUUAAGUAGCAAAAGUGGUAACUUAGGAUUGGAAAGGGAUAAAAUAAAAGUUUCUUCAGAGGGGAAUAAGCAGGAGGACGGUUCUAUGGAUGAGUUGCAUUUUGCUAACGAGAAAAGGAGUUUCAAUAAAAAUGCAAAUGACGUUAGCAACACAGAGGAUGGAGGCCAUACACAUGAUAAAGUUAACUACGAUCACAUUGAUACAGAUUAUACAGUAGAUCCGAGGAUGAAGAAGAAUUUACUCACCGAUUUUAAUUUCAAACAUAAGGAAGGAAUAAAUAGUAUUUUAUUUAAAAAUAAAAGCGGUAUACCAUCUUUGAGUUAUGAUAUUAUUGAGAAAUUUAGUAAUAUACUUAAUGGAGAAUAUGUUGAAAAGACUUCAGAUGAAGAUGAGAUGGAUAAAGAUACAUACAUAGAUUUUGAUGAUAUUGACGGAAAUACUCUCUUCGAUGUUGAUGAAAACAUGAUGAACGAAAGCACACCAUCCAAAUAUAAGCCAAUAGAUGAUAGUGUCGAUUUCCAAGAUAGUGUAUUGCAUGCAGGAAAAUCACAAACUAUUGCUGUAAUUAACAAGUCUAAAAAUGUUAAACUCGUAUUACCAAAGUUAAAUUCCAAGAAAAAAACUUAUAAUGGUGAACAUACAAUCCCACAUCCUAAAUUUAUCUCAGUGUUGUAUGAGGAGAAGCCUAAUGAACAUGAAAAAGUGAAUAAGUCAUUCAAACUGCUCAAGGAAUUUUUCCCUCCUUUGCUUAAACGGUCUAAACAUGAACAGAUAGACAGGUCAAAUGAACAAAGUGAGGGAGAUUUAGAUGAACAUGGUCUAGAGGAUGAAUAUGAACUGAUGGAUGACCCUGAACAAGAAGAAUAUGAUCUAAUGGAAGAAAUGAAAGAUGAAUAUGACAUAGAAGAUGCAGAAUAUAUGGAAGUAGGGAAAGAAUCGAAGCAUGGAAAAGACUCCAAGGAUGAGAAAGACAUGGAAACUAUGCAUGAUUUAAUGUAUGAAGAAUAUAAUAAAUUUUACAACUAUAAAACAAGUGAUCCAUCUGACAUAAAUGCAGAUAAAACUUCUAAUUCAUUAAGUGACGAAAAAAAUGAGGAUAUAAAUGUUACAGUAUCUGGGGAAAAUGAAAAGAAACAGAAGGGAAAAAGCAGGCGUUCAGAAAAGAGUAAAAUGACAGACGCUGUAAAGGACUCAGGACAUGGUGACAAAUUUCUAGAGGAAAAAAAAAUUCCAAAAGAAGAUCUAAGCCGAAAGAGACGAGCGAAACAUGCAAGUAGUGAAAAACAAAACAAACGGGGUAAAGGAGUAAAUGACGCAAAUGAACAGAAUGACUUAGAGGGAGACAAUAUUAAGGGACCAUCCAAUGACGAUAAAAAUGAGAUAGAGGAAAAAACAAAUGAUGAACGCAUUGGAAACCAUUCUGACGGAAAUAUAUACAGCAAAAAUGAAGAAAUAUAUAACAAACAGAUCGAUGGAAAUAAUAGGGAAUUACACAACGAUCUGGAAGAUGUAAUAAAUGGCGAAAUUGAUGGUGAAAGAACAUCGGAAAAUGUAGAUGAAAAGAAGGGAGGUGUAGAUAGGAGAAAAACAGACAAAGAUUCUGAAAAUAAAGAAGCACAUGGAAACAAGACUUCUGAGGAAAGGAGGAAAAGAAGGAUGAGAAAAAGGAUAAGAAGAAAACUCAGAAAAGAAUGA
Messenger RNA from Plasmodium gonderi, 5685 nucleotides. RefSeq names its product liver specific protein 2. NCBI's taxonomy places the organism in Eukaryota, Apicomplexa, Aconoidasida, Haemosporida, Plasmodiidae. The record is from RefSeq and is a predicted model, not a curated record. The transcript has a single exon. Bases 1 to 5685 code for a protein of 1894 amino acids.